Molecule: messenger RNA, 1027 nt
Organism: Hevea brasiliensis (rubber tree)
Lineage: Eukaryota; Viridiplantae; Streptophyta; Magnoliopsida; Malpighiales; Euphorbiaceae
Product: heavy metal-associated isoprenylated plant protein 39
Exons: 3
Coding region: 278-817 (179 amino acids)
Molecular function (GO): metal ion binding
Source: RefSeq, a predicted model, not a curated record
UCUCAUUUCUUUCACUCUUUCACUCUCUCUCUCUCUCUCUCUAACUUUGCAUUCUCUUUCCUAUUCUGCAUUUCUUGUUUUGAUUCGGAUUUUCUUGGUUACGAGUUCGUCCAUAACUCUUCCUCUAUAUAUCUUUUUCAACAAAGCAUUGUUCGAUUUCGUCUUUGCCUCUCUUUCUUAAUCUCUCUUCCUCCUUUUCAAACCCCGUUUGCGUAUUCAUCUCUCUCUCUCUCUCUCUGUUUUUCAGACUCGCAUCCCUGAAAAGGGCAAGCCAGAAAUGAAGAAGUUUGUUCUGAAGUUGGACUUACAUGAUGGCAGAGCUAAGCAGAAGGCACUGAAGACGGUUUCCACUCUCAUAGGGAUUGAUUCUAUUGCUGUGGACAUGAAGGAAAAGAAAUUAACUGUGAUCGGAACUGUUGAUCCUGUAACUGUUGUCAGCAAAUUGAGAAAGCAUUGGCAAACUGAUAUAAUCUCAGUGGGGCCAGCCAAGGAGCCUGAGAAGAAAGAAGAGCCUAAGAAGGAGGAACCCAAGAAAGAAGAGGAGGCUAAGAAGGAGGAGCCCAAGAAAGAAGAGGAAGCUAAGAAAGAGGAACCCAAGAAGGAAGAAGAAAAGAAAGAGGAACCCAAGAAAGAGGAAGGGAAAAAGGAAGAAGAGAAAAAGAAAGACCCAGCUCCGGCUCCAGCACCAGCAACUGUUCCUCCACCUGACCCAGUUUUAGAGCUGGUCAAGGCCUACAAAGCUUACAAUCCUCAGCUGACCACGUAUUACUAUGUUCAAAGCAUGGAGGAAAAUCCAAAUGCUUGUGUUAUUUGUUAAGUUGGUGGAUGGCUAUAUGAGUUUUAAGAGAAGAUAGAUUUUCCCUACUGGUGAUGGUUUUUAAUCGCAUCAGUUCAUGUGUGUUGAGAGGUAAACACCUAACUAGAAGAGAGGAAUCCUGUAUAUAAAUGGUGAUGCCUCAUUCAUCUAUUCAGAACAUAAGUAAUUUGUAGAAAGAAUAAAUGAAAUUUUGGAACUUGUAUUUGGGUA